Molecule: messenger RNA, 1274 nt
Organism: Ciona intestinalis (vase tunicate)
Lineage: Eukaryota; Metazoa; Chordata; Ascidiacea; Phlebobranchia; Cionidae
Source: RefSeq, a predicted model, not a curated record
ACACAUUGUAGCGUUGUUAUGGUUACAAGGAACGCCAUUUUUGUCAAAAUACCGCCAAGAAUUUCGCAAAGUUUUAUGAAACAGAAUGUAACAAAUAAACAAUAAGCUGCCUCCGGGAUCUAAAUACAAUGUCAUCAAAUCAAAUAGUCAACUCUUUGCUUCAAAAACAACAAAUCAAACAGGAUUCGAACGUAGUUGAACUUUAUCUCGGCAAACUUGGUUUAAGUUGUUUAAGCUCGCUUGGAAGGUUCAGGUUUUUGCAACGACUUUGGUUGAAUUCCAACCAAAUCAAAAGUUUGGUCGCUGAAGACGGAAUUAAACAAUCAUUUCUAAGGAACAACCAUAGGAUAACUGAGUUGUAUUUACAAAACAAUGAGCUUAGUGAUGUCACAGGAGGUAUUUCACACUUGAGAUAUCUCCAAGUGUUAAUGCUACAGAAGAACCAACUUGUUAAUUUGAACGCGAUCUUACACGAGCUGUCUACACUGCAAGCAUUAAGGGUGUUAAACUUAUUCGACAACCCAGUGGUGCAGGAGGCCGGGUAUCGACUUCUAGUGAUUCAUCAUCUACCAUCAGUUGCUUUGUUGGAUCGGGAAGCUGUGACGUCAAACGAACGUAAGAAAUGUCGGCAAAUCCACGAACCUGAGAGGGAGGAAGUGAUGUCAUCAAUUGCGUUUGGGCGGAGGCUUGGUGCCAAGCGCUCGCUAGAGCGUUACACCAAGUCACAUGAUCAAUGUGGAACUACUCAUGCACGCAAGGAAGACCCCACCCCCCCUAGUGGAAGACACAAUGAACAAUCACUCAUGUGUUACACAACAAUGGAUUGGUCGCGCGUCCCGUUGAGUGAACAACGAAGAUUCGAAACAAAAAUUAUUUCACCCGAAAAUUUAAUCGUCAAGUUUCACUAAAAAUAUCAAAACUGUUGAACUAUAUUUGCCCCACACUUUACCUUCAACCUUCUGUUAAAAGUUCCAACGCACAGUUUACCAAGAAUGCAUCGUUCUACCAUUUACUGCCAACUUCUAAUAUUGUUUUUUUUUAUCUUAUAUUUUUUUUUGUAAACUAAAACGACCAAAUCAAAUUAUGGUGAAACAAAUUACUAUAUUUUCGUUGCUUCAUGCUUUAACAUAGAAUCUAAUUAUCAAUGAAUAAUAUUUGUUAUUUCUAUUUUAUUGAAACAAGAGGGCAAAUAUAUAAGAAUAUUUUAUUAUGGUUGAAAGUUCAUUGUUUUAUGACAAUGACAUCGUUUGUGAGUCGUAAUAAACGAAGGAACU